AUGUCCGAACUUACCCUUGACACACUUAUUGACGAUGGAAAUUACCUUGGGUCGGAACGUGUUAGGCAGGAGAACAAGAUGCUCCUGGACGAAUUGGAGCGCAAGAAGAAGGCACGAAGUCUGGCCGUACCUACAGAUGAUAACCGAGUGAAAGCGAGGUUGCGAGAAAUUGGAGAACCUAUCACCCUGUUUGGAGAACGAGCUGCAGAUCGUAGAGACCGUCUCAUCUAUGUCCUCUCUCAAAUCAAUGCCGCUCGAGGAGAGGAGGCUAUGCAAGUGGAGGAGGAGUCCAGCGAAGAAAGCGAGGAAGAGAUGGAGGAGUUCUACUCUCCAGGUCCAUUGGAACUCCUGGAGGCACGCAGACGAUUAGCGGAGUACUCUCUCCCCAGAGCUCAAAAACGAGUCGCCCAACAGCGGAUAGACAGCAAAAUUUCCCUCGGACGAAUCAUUGACAUCCGCAAGAAGAUCUUUGCUGAAGUAAAACAAUUCGCAAACCUCGGAUCUCAGAUUGGCGACGACCGGCCAAUCUCGCAGGUACGGUUCUCACCAAACAGCAAAAUCUUAGCUACAGGCAGCUGGUCUGGGAACGUGAAACUAUGGAACGUGCCUAGUUGUACUCCUAUACGAACACUGCGCGGUCACAGCGAUCGAGUGGGAGGGGUUGCAUGGCAUCCACAAGCCACGCUAUCGCAGAGUGAGAGUAGUGUCAACCUGGUCAGCGGCGCCGGCGACACGAACUUGCACCUUUGGUCCUUGAAUAGUGAGACACCGUUAUCAGUGCUUAAGGGACACGCAGAUCGUGUAUGUCGCGUAGCUUUUCACCCAUCGGGCGACUAUGUGGCUAGUGCUAGUUUCGACACUACGUGGAGGUUGUGGGAUGUCAAUACCUCCAAGGAGCUACUCCUGCAAGAAGGACACUCCAAGGAGGUAUACUCGGUUGAGUUCCAGAAUGAUGGGGCUCUUGCAGCAUCAGGAGGUCUUGAUGCGAUUGGUCGAGUCUGGGAUCUUCGAACAGGUCGGACAGCUAUGGUGCUCGAUGGACAUGUUCAGGCAAUCUUCGCUAUCGCUUUCUCGCCAAACGGUUACCAGAUCGCAACAGGGUCGGGCGACGACACGAUCCGGAUAUGGGACAUGCGGUCCUUGAAGGCGCUGUACACUAUCCCCGCUCACCUCUCGAACGUCUCCGAUGUCCGCUUCUUUCGCGGAGAUGAACUGCCCGAUACACUCGCGAGCGCGUCGCCGGACGUCCUCAUGAACGGCAUCGAUGAGCAGCCCCAUCAGGCCGAAGAGCAUGCAGCAGAGGAGUGGCGGUACCGUUCCGGGCUAUAUCUCGCUAGUGCAGGUUAUGACGGGUUCGUGAAGCUCUGGAGCGCAGACGACUGGCAGCUGCUGCGCACGCUCCCGACGGACGGCGGGAAGGUCAUGUCCGUCGAUCUGUCCAGCGACGCGAAGUUCCUCGCGUCCGGGACGUACAACCGUAACUUCCAGAUGUUCGCGCCGGAUGAGAGCAUCAUCUAG
Molecule: messenger RNA, 1518 nt
Organism: Sparassis crispa
Lineage: Eukaryota; Fungi; Basidiomycota; Agaricomycetes; Polyporales; Sparassidaceae
Exons: 9
Coding region: 1-1518 (505 amino acids)
Biological process (GO): mRNA splicing, via spliceosome
Cellular component (GO): U4/U6 x U5 tri-snRNP complex
Molecular function (GO): U6 snRNA binding; protein binding; U4 snRNA binding
Source: RefSeq, a predicted model, not a curated record